UUGGUUAUUCAUAAAUAUGAUUUCAGUUCAGUUUGUGUACGAACCGCACUGCAAACAGGCUCACCUUCCUUCUUCUGGGUCCGACCCUCCAGAAGCGCAUUUCGAGUAAAAAUGGAGGCACCAAUACCAAAACUAGCCAGUAAUAAAUCUGUGGGGACUCUGACGGAAGAUAUUACAGAAAACCAAAUAAAAACACCGUGUACCACUCCAGCAGGAGAGACCGCUGAUGGAGACUAUUUCACGUGUCAUGAACAGAACCCAAAUAGCGUAAGUUCAGACGUCCCGGUGGGACCGUAUCUUUCUGAUGAGAAUGAAAACUGGGAACCCGACCUGCCUUGUGCAGAAUCAUUAGCCACCUCCAUAAUCUAUGGGGACACUGAUCAGUACAAAAUCAUUGGGCGCAAUCAUCACAUAACGGACGAUUCAACGACGCUCCAAGUACUCGUUCGUGCGCUAAAACAGCCAACUUUAGAGGAAAGUGUGCAUGUUCAAGCUCCAUCGAAAGUGUCAUGCCUUCCCAAGAAAGUGGCAGAUGAGGAGUCCAUACAGUUUACAUCGUCCACAUCUCUCGUGACUGACGAUUACGAGAAGAACCAGGAGCCAGUCAAAGCUGAAGUGCAUGUUCAUCGCCGGAAAAAAUUGGAGUGGAAGCUCCAACCAAACAGUGAACCCCUAACAUCCGAACCUAGGCCGCGAGGGAGUAGGAACAGUUGGACCGUCUACGAUGACUUACUGGAAGAUCUGGAAGAUAGUCUGUGUCCAGUGGAAAGCCAUACACACGACCGAUCAAGCACUGGACUAGAUCCAAGUGAAUCUUUCAACGGCCUCGAUCUGCCCGCAUCAAAGAGAAUGUAUGAAAUCAUUGAAGACUAUUUACAGCGAAAAUUCCUAAACUUCUCGGGUCGGUUAGACCGAGAUACAGACUAUACAAGGUCGACGAAGAUUUGUGCUGAAAUCGCUACCAUGACAGACGCUGAAGAAAGGGACGACGACGAAGAAGAGUCAUGGUUCGCUAACCGGAGGUCUCAGUGUCUUCCAAUGUGCCGAUGUGUGCCCAAGCGGACUAUCUCAAAACGUUUCUAA
Molecule: messenger RNA, 1083 nt
Organism: Opisthorchis viverrini
Lineage: Eukaryota; Metazoa; Platyhelminthes; Trematoda; Opisthorchiida; Opisthorchiidae
Exons: 1
Source: RefSeq, a predicted model, not a curated record